CCGGAAGUUAGUUUUUGACUGGAUCGACGUCUUCGUCCGUGAAGAGCCUUCUAUUGUGGAAAGCGGCAAUUAUCGUUAUCCAUAAUUACCAAGAUCGACUUUGGACGGUCGCUUCGUCAGUAAUUUUCACGCACGAGGCAACUAUUGAUUUGAAAAAAUGAAUAUUGCUGGCAUAAAAACACAGUUUGAAGAUGGUGCAAGAAAUGUUCCUUGUAGCAAGUACUGGUGUGACAUCUGCAAAGUAGCUUGCAUAUCUGCUGUGAAUCUGCAGGAACAUAUCAGGGGCUAUCAACACAGAAAAGUUGAACAAAUUUUAAAAGAGACUUUGGGUAAUAAAGUAAGCAACCCUACAACUCCUGCGAUGAAUAGUGGUCCUGAUACAAGAACAUUUGAUGAUUAUCUUUUGUCUUGGAAUGCUGAUGAGCCUUUAAUUGGUCUCAAUUAUGUGAUUGAAUACCAGCGGGAUGGGGGAAGAGACCCAAUGUACGAGUGCACAUUAUGUGACUUCACAGGUUACCUGCGCAUAUUUGUUUCACACCUUGGUGGUAUCAAACACAGAAUGAAUUACAUGUCAAGAGAAUAUCCAGAGAUGGUGAAGUGGGAUGCAACUAAAUUAAAGCAAGAGGAGUUGUGUCUUAUUGUUAAAGAAAGAGCUGCUAUUAUUGAGAAAUUGGAAGGGAGAAGGAGCAUUAAGGUUAUCAGAGGACAGGAUCCACCUAGUACGAUUGGCGUACUUAAAAGGGUUCCACUCCCAAGCAACGAUUCUAGAAUGAAUCAAGGUGGAAGCCUUCAAGAGGGAAUGAAUUCGCAAAGCUAUGCACAGCAUUCGUACCAGGAAUAUGGAUCCAAAGGAUGGGAAAGAAAUCCCUCACGAAUGGAGCAAGAUUUGGUGGAAGACAUAAUGUACACAAGAGAUCAAUCACUGACAAGCAAGAUGAUGUAUUCAGUUCCAAGACAUGAUGAAGGACAAUAUAGAACUGAAGUUCGAUCUUCUGAUAUGUAUUCUGACUGGAGAAGAGAUGAUAAAGACUUUUAUGAAGAGAACAUUGGAGUUAUGGAUCGAUAUGCAGACCACAGGAAAGAUAACAAAUCGCAAUACCGAGAAAAUAUUUCAAGUGGAUAUACUGAUUUAAAAAGAGAUAGCAAAGAACAAUAUGUAGAGGCUAGUAUUGGUUAUGAUGAAUAUUCUGAUCACCGAGGGGGCCCAUAUGGAGAUCGUUUACACGAAUCAGCUGAUUGGAGAAAAGUCCGUCACAAGGAACAUGAAAAUGAUAUCAGGAGUUCAGAUAGAUAUUCAAAUGUAAGAAGAGAUGAUCAGCUACGAUACAUGGAUGAUGGUAGAGGUGCAGACUGGAAAAGAGAUGACAGAAAACAAUAUGAAGAGGAAUACAGUGCCAGAGAACAAACUGGAAAAUCUGAUCACUGGAUGCAGAAAAAGGGUGAUUAUUCCCAGCCACCACGUUUUCCUGAUGUGAUUGAUAAUAAAAGAAAGAAACUCUAUAACUAUUUGCAAAGCUUUCAGAUAAAAAGUGAAGAUGAUGCGAGUUUUGUUCUGAAGGUUACAAAGGCUUUCAAGGAUGCAUUGAUCAGUUAUUACCAAAAGAAGGAAUCCGACCCAGCCAUGAGGGCUACAUUGGAUCAGAGAACUGCAAGAUCCACCGGUAUACCAGAUGGCUAUUCCAGAUAUAAUCCUGAUGCAUCAGCUUCAGCAGUACGAGGCUCAGAAAGCCCCAGAGGUGGCUAUGAUUGGAAACAGGAUAUUUUGGCAACAGACCUGAGGCAAUCACUUGAAUCCUCAUCAUAUCUAUCCUCUGCUGCUGCCAGAGAUUCUGCAAUGUAUUCCUCUUCAGGCAGGGGCUAUUCAUCAGAUGACAAAUCUGGGAGUCAGCAUAUGAACUGGGGCAUGAAUGCAAACUCAGCCAAUACCUACUUUGGUCGCUAAAUUCAUUGCAAGGGUGUAAUAAGAGAAUAAUAGAUGGUUGGGGACUGUGUGUUCUGAAUGCUGCAGAGCACAAACUGAUCUUUUAAUGUACAUCUUAAUUCAUUACCUUCUUCCCUCACCAUGCAUUGCUCUUCAUUUAAUUUUGAUAUACUUUUUGUAUUUGUUUCUGAAAUGGCAGCAUCUCUUAAGGGUAACCAUAUGACUGCAGAUCUAACCCAAGUUCACAGUUCAACUGAAAUUCAAUGAAAUAACAUAUCUCUGCCCCCCACAUAACAUGUAGUGCUUGAAUAGCUUGCAUUUUUUUCUCAUCGAAGACUAAUGUGUACAGAAAUUGAUGCACUUGGAAAACCUAGUUUCAGGAGUGCAUUGUUAUUUUUAUCUCCAAGUUUCUCUUUUCAUCUUGUCAGUGCAUUUGUAUAGGAACUAGCAUUCAUUGAUGAAAAACCCACAUCUGUUGACAGUUAGACCAAGGUGGACAUUAUAGAACCCUCAUCCUGUCCUCGACUGAUGUCAGGAAAUGUACUUGUAAGCAGUGAUUGUUUGGAAUGGGAACCUUGACUGCCACCAUCAUACACCCUAUAUUCGUAUACCGGAGGGAUACUAAGCAAUUCUCUGGCAUGAGAUUGAUAAUGGUGUAGUGACUGAAGGCUUUUACUUCAGUCCAGCACUAUAUGUCAUAUUUACUCCGAUUAAAUGAGCGACAUAUUAGCUUUUCUACAAUUUUGUACUCUGCAUGAGCUUGUACACCUAAUGCAGUCAUCUGUCAUAUCUAUAAGCCAAUUAGUGAUCAUUUAACUUUCAGCUAGUAUUUUAAUGUUCAAUUCCAACAGUAAGAAGUUUUCAAAUAAAUUAGUCAUAAAUUAGAAGGUAACUAUAUCAUCCCCCACCAUGAUGGAAAGCUUUAGAGACUGCUGUUUUGUACAAUUACAGUGGUGUUAAACCAUUCAGCUCAGUUCCUGGACUUAGGUUUGGUAGACAUUUUAAGCAAAAUAAAGGUUACGGAUGGGUUUCAAGACACUCCAUUGACAGUCAAAUUUAAUUCACAUUGUGGUGCAAAAAUGUAGCCAAGUUAGACAAGGUGUCUAAAUCUAUAGAUUUAUGAACAUCUUAUUUUUUCUUCUUGCAACUUAAAUUGCAUACGAUGAUUUGUAAAUUGUCCCUUCCUUCCACCAAUAUGCCAUUUUUGAAUUUGGUGAUGGGGAAAUGCUGCAUGUUCAUCUGGGUGAGUGUGGCUUCUUCAUUUUGAGAAACCACCUCAAUGUAACAUGAGAGAAGUAUAGAAAGACAGUUUCAAGAUGAUUUAUUGAGCUUUCUUGCUGUGUUGUUUCUAAUAUAGAAUAAACAUUGGGAGACUAGAGCCUCUUGCGUAUUAGGCAUGAAAGUCUGCAUCCUUGGGAGUUUUUGUUAAUAUUGCAUUGAUUAGUUUGAUUACCACUUUAAACAUAUAAUUAAGAAUGGGAGUUGAAUACCCAACAGAAAUUUCCUUCAGCUGACAGCUAAUAUUAAGUACAAAUGUUCGUUAACUAUUGUUUGAAUAUUGCAUUUUCCCUGUAACUUUUAAAUUGUACAUUUUAUCAAUUACAUCUAUACUUGUUGGUAAUAUUUAAUAUUAGAAAAUAGAAUUGGAGAAAUAUGCCUGCAUGAUUCUGGACCAUUUCCUCUUGGACUUUGGAGUAGACAAGUAUUAAGAGUUUUGGCUACAUUAAUACAAAGAUUUUUACCAUCUUAGAUUUGCAACUCUGACUUCUGGCCUGUAAAUCUGUUUCAGUUCCAAUCAUUUGGCAUUCACUUAAAUUUGUGUGCAUUUACAUUUCAAGACUUUAUGCAUAAGUGAAUUAUGUUCUUAAGAGAUAAUCAUAUUGUUUUGCAAACUGUAAUUAAACAGUAUUUUCAGCAUUUAAACUAUAUACAUUUAGAAAAGAAAAGAAAAAAAUGCUGAACAGGGUAUUUAAAAGUGCAUUUUGUUUUCCAUUCAAACUGGCAACCAAAAUACUUUGCUAAAGUACCUUAAUGAGUAUGCAAGAGGUUCUACAUAUUGCUCGGUCAAUUAUUCUACCAUAUAGAGUAAGGUUCUAAAUUCAAUUCUAAGUCAGAGUUGAGUUAUCCGGUCUUAAUUAGAGUGUCAUAAUUGAUUGUGGCAUCCAUCAGUUAGGAGGGAAAUAUUGACAUCGGUUCCUAUUCCUGAUCACGGUUCAAGGAUUCUUGCUAAAGUGCUUACAUGACAGGAUUGACUUGGGUUAGAGCUAAUCUCAGAUGGAGUAUCUUCCUGAACUUGACUCAUUUGCUGAUGAUCACUGUGAAGACUUGUAUGCAUAAUGACUAAUUGAAUUGGUGAUUAGCAGCCAUGAAUGAUAAGGAUGGAACAGAAGAAAAUUGUCAUGGAGGUUUUAAAAACUGCAAUAUUUUGCAACUUCAGCCUUGUGCUCUAGUAAGCAGACAAUUGAGAAAGAAUGCAUUAUAUAUUAACUACAGUUCUAAAAUUGAAGCAAGUUGGUGUUGAAGUACAUGCUUGGGGGAGGGAAUCCGAUCUUGUGGUAUGAUCUGAGUUUUGCAAGUAUUAGAACGGAGGCUUCAUCCUUUGCCACAAAACAGUCAAAAUACUCAUGAAUUGGAUAUUUUGCAUCACACAUGAAAUCGAUGUUUGUUUGAGAUCCAAAAUAUGUUUGGCUUGUUGUUAUGGAGUUAUUCAGGCAAGCUGUUAGAGCAAGUAAACUCAUUAAUGAAACCUUGGUUUCUUUUCAGAUUGAAAUUGCUAUUAAGUGACAAUACUUGUAUCAUAAAAUAUAAGACACCCUGUAAUCAUUUCCUUGUAGGUGUACUCUACAUUGGUAUGUAACUGAAGUUAGGAAAUAACAGAAAUUCAAAAUUACAUGGACAUUUUUUAUUACUAGGCCAGUUUUCAGUACGCGGUUAUCGUUCUCUGUAAUGCACAUUGUAUUCUAUUGCCAAGCGUCAACAAUUUGUGAUGUGGCGUGUACCUGAAGGUCAUGAGGUCUAAAUAGUUUCAUAUGCUAAGUUAAUUUAGAGGAUAUUAGAUCACAAGAACAUCUGGCUUCUUAGGUACGUUGGAAUUUUUCUUCUUGUUUAGAAAGUUUCUUUGCAGAUUGGAAGUGACUUGUAAUUAUUUUGAAUUUCAUACUUCAUGUCUUUCCAACUGAGUGUAGUGAUGCAGUUAUGAUCAAAUUGUCUCCAGAACAUGAUUUUUGCUUUGAUUGCAUGACUAAAUAGAGAGUGCUAUUUUCAGUGAAAAACAAUGAAUGUCAUUUUGUGAAAAUUGUACAUUUACUAUCUUUUAAAAGUUUUGUUGACGCUAAGCAACAGUAAUGCUCAAAAUGUAAAACUGCAGGAAAAGUAAUCUAUGUUCUGAGCUUUAUUUCUAAAUUUUUUGAGAAGUUUGGAAGUGUUUCAUCAUUGUCUAAAUAAUUUGUGUGUUUGCUUCUUUGUUUCUGUGACCAUAAAAGGAAUCAAAAUAAACAGAAAAUUGAACAUUGUA
This is a messenger RNA of Rhincodon typus (whale shark), 5435 nucleotides long. RefSeq lists its product as uncharacterized. The record is from RefSeq and is a predicted model, not a curated record. Gene Ontology annotation, molecular function: double-stranded RNA binding; single-stranded RNA binding; zinc ion binding. The transcript has 15 exons. Lineage: Eukaryota; Metazoa; Chordata; Chondrichthyes; Orectolobiformes; Rhincodontidae. Gene Ontology annotation, cellular component: precatalytic spliceosome. Bases 158 to 1942 code for a protein of 594 amino acids.